AUGCGGUCCACCGCCCUCACAGUCCUCGGUCUCGUGGCCGCCGCCUCGGCCCUCCCUGCCCGGGAGAAGAGGCAAUUCGGCUUCGGCGACGACGACGGCGAUUCCGCCUCCCACCCAGCCUACCUACCCUACGGAGCCGGAGUAUCCUUCCGAGCCCCAGUACCCUUCGGAGCCGAGUAUCCUUCCGAGCCCCAGUACCCUUCGGAGCCCGAGUAUCCCUCCGAGCCCCAGUAUCCUUCGGAGCCUGAAUACCCCCAGCAGCCUGAGUAUCCCCAGGAGCCCCAGCCUCCUAAGCAACCCAGUAUCCCCAGGAACCCCAGUAUCCUUCCGAGCCCGACAGCCCCAGCCGCCCAAGCAGCCCGAGUAUCCUCUGAGCCCCAGCCUCCUAAGCAGCCUGAGUAUCCCUCCGAGCCCGAGUACCCCUCUGAGCCCGAGUAUCCCUCUGAGCCCGAGUACCCCUCUGAGCCCGAGUAUCCCUCUGAGCCCGAGUAUCCUUCGGAGCCCGAGUAUCCCUCUGAGCCCGAGUACCCUUCGGAGCCCGAGUACCCCUCGGAGCCUGAAUACCCCGAUGACAAGAACCAAGAGGUCACCAUCGAGGACAUCAUCAAGGCCCAGCAAGAGCUUGCCAUCAUGAAGCAGCUCCUCGGCACCCUCAAGGACAGCGCCCAGAGGACCGCCCUCGAGAAGGGCAUCCAGCAGCUCAAGGAUUUCCUCAAGAAGCACGGCGCUCCCGAGGCCGUCGUCCUCCCCGGCCACAACAAGAGGGCCACCGAGUUCAACAGCCUCCUCGAGGCCUUCACCUCCCUCGUCAACUCCCCCACCUACCAUGACCGCACCCCUCCCUUCCCCGUCUACAUGGUCGCCCAGCAGCUCGCCCAGGUCCUCAUCGCCGAGGGCCACAACGUCGACCCCGUCCUCAUCGGCGACGCCUGGACCCGAUUCAAGAUUGGCAGGCGCCAUCUCGUAGAGAUCCCUCCCCAUCUCAUCGGCGACGUCAAGACCGACUUCAAGAUUGGCAGGCGCCAGGACGGCAUCUUUGCCCUCCCCGGAUCUUGCGACCUUGAGGACAUCAUCGGCCUCGAGACCACCCUCGCCACCAUCCUCAUCCUCUACGGAGAGAACCCCCGCGCACAUCCAGUCUCCGUCCCCGGCGAGAGCGGUGAGAUCGUCCCCGACGUUCCCGAGAAGGGUGCCCCGCUCAACCCCGACAAGCCCAGCGCUGGUGGCGAGCUUGCCCCCGAUGAGACCUCUGAGGGCGAGUUCGAUAUCGACAAGCCCGAGGAAGGUUCGGAGCUCGUUCCCGAGGAGCCCGCUGAGGGUGCCCCUCUCGACCCUGAUGCGCCCGAGAAGGGUGCUCCUCUCGAGCCCAGCGACUAA
Messenger RNA from Parascedosporium putredinis, 1377 nucleotides. Lineage: Eukaryota; Fungi; Ascomycota; Sordariomycetes; Microascales; Microascaceae. The record is from the annotation of a GenBank genome assembly.